AUGGCCGCCACUGCGACUGCGACCAAGUCGCUCAUCAGCGAAUCCGCUGCAUGGAGCGGCCUCAAGAAUAUCCCUGUGACUCGCGCUGCUGCUUCGCGGAAACUUGUCGUUCGUUCUCCUGCCAAAUCAUCAGUUUCCGUUCGAGCUGCUGCAGCUGGCCCCACGCAUUUCCUCCAUAUUGACGACUUCGAUAAGGAUUCUAUCCUCCACAUCCUCAACCGCGCCAAAGAAGUGAAAGCGAUCAUCAAGUCUGGCGACCGCUCCUACCAGCCCCUUAAGGGUCACACCAUGUCGAUGAUAUUCACGAAGCCCUCCAUGCGCACUCGCGUGAGCUUCGAGUCGGGCUUCUUCCUGCUGGGCGGCCACGCGCUCUACCUCGGCCCCGACACCAUCCAGCUGGGCAAGCGUGAGGAGACGAGGGACAUCAGCCGCGUGAUCAGCGGGUACAAUGAUAUCAUCAUGGCCCGGCUGUUUGCCCACCAGGACAUCAUCGAUCUGGCCAAGUACUCGAGCAUCCCCGUGGUGAACGGGCUGACGGACUACAACCACCCGUGCCAGAUCAUGGCAGAUGCCCUCACCAUUAUUGAGCACCUGGGGCAGAUCGAAGGCAUGAAGGUGGCCUAUGUGGGUGAUGGCAACAACAUAGUGCACAGCUGGCUGCGCCUGGCAGCAGUCAUCCCCAUGCACUUCCUCUGCGUCUGCCCAGUGGGGUUCGAGCCCGAUGCCGCCACCGUGGAGCGAGCGAGAGCAGCGGGGAUCAGCACAAUCGAGAUCACGAAUGAUCCGGUGGAGGGGGUUAAGGGGAGUAAUGUGGUGUACACGGAUGUGUGGGCGAGCAUGGGGUAUAAGGAGGAGGCCGAGACACGGAAAAAGACUUUCCAGGGCUUCCAGGUGUGUUGGGGGAAGGGAGGGAACGCAGGCCUGGGCGUCCCCUUCCCUCUCCUUCCUCUCCCAUUUUCCCUCAGUCAGUCGACCCAUCCCCCCACUCCAGCUUCAUCCGCCUCGCCCGCGCGUCGCUCGACCCCCUUCACUGGUUUCAGCACACCUGUGGCAACACUGUCGCUCGCCCGCCUGCCCAAGCCUCUCCCAUGCUUGCAUGCAGGCGGCAGCCUUUCAUUUUUUCAUCAACCAGGCAAGAAUUCAAUUAAAACCGGGGUGCACAUUCAGCUGAAUGUGCAUCAAAGCCUUUCCUACCUUCCCGCCUCGUCUGCUUUACGAACCGCCCGUCCCAAUCAAAUCAUCGCGACCAAAGCAUCGUCUCCGGAUCUCUCUCCUUACCAAUUUUCUCUCAAAUCUCCUCUCUCGGCGGGCGGCGCGAUGGUGCUCGGGCAGCUGCAGGCGAAGUACCAGGAGAUCGAGGGGCGCGCCAAGGCGUGGGUCGCGCGCCAGCCGCCGCCCGUGGAGGUGGCGAUCGUGGCGGCGGCGAGCGCGCUUCAAGGCGGCGCGAUCGGCGCGAUGAUGGGCAGCCUGACGUCGGAGGCGGCCGGCAGCAUGCCGUCGCCGGCCACCAUGCCGGGAAUGACGCCGGAGGCCGCGGCGUCCAUGAAGCAAAUGCAGGCGCUGACAGGGGGCCCGUGGACGCAGGCGCGAAACUUCGCGGUGAUGACGGGCGUGAACGCGGGCAUCACGGCCGCCAUGAAGCGCGCCCGAGGCGGCGUCGAGGACCUGCAGACGAGCGCGGUAGCAGCGUUUGGGUCGGGAGUGGCGUUCUCGGUGGUGAGCGGGGUGGGCGGGCCGGCAGGCAACUCGGUGCUGAACGCGCUUUCCACCGGUGUUGGCUUCGCCAUCUUCCAAGGCGCCUUCUUCCAGCUGGGCAAGGCGUUUCAAGGCGAGGGCGAUGCAGCACCAUCAGAGUACCUGGAGUCGAAGGCCAUGCUGCAGGAGCUGGGGCUGGGCAAGUACGAGAAGAACUUCAAAAAGGGACUCCUCACUGACCGCACACUGCCUCUGCUGAACGACAGUGCACUGCAGGAGGUGAAGAUCCCUCCCGGCCCUCGCCUGAUCAUUCUCAACCACAUUCAAAGGUACUGCGCCCUCCUUACAGUCACCCUCAUAGAGCGCAAAGGUGCUACGGGCAAGCACCCUCCACUGCCAAGCCCAGCAGCAGCAGUGGAGCCAUCGGCAUAG
Molecule: messenger RNA, 2127 nt
Organism: Closterium sp. Naga37s-1
Lineage: Eukaryota; Viridiplantae; Streptophyta; Zygnematophyceae; Desmidiales; Closteriaceae
Source: the annotation of a GenBank genome assembly